Molecule: messenger RNA, 829 nt
Organism: Myxocyprinus asiaticus (Chinese sucker)
Lineage: Eukaryota; Metazoa; Chordata; Actinopteri; Cypriniformes; Catostomidae
Product: mucin-2-like
Exons: 2
Coding region: 41-829 (262 amino acids)
Source: RefSeq, a predicted model, not a curated record
UGUUUAAAUACUCUCCAGUUUUAUUCAUUCCUUUGUCAGAAUGCCUGUAGCCUUGACCGUCCCCGUAACCACACUCCCUGCUGGCCGGAAGAGGAGCAUAAGGAAAAGGACACCUUCUCUCCAGUCUCUGCCCAUAUUCACAACCACAGAGGUCGUGCCCCAGUCUUUGCCAGUGCUCACGACCAUGGAGGUCGUUCCCCGGUCUCUGCCCAUAUUCACGACCAUGGAGGUCGUUCCCCAGUCUCUGCCCAUAUUCACGACCACAGAGGUCGUUCCCCAGUCACUGCCCGUGCUCACGACCACGGAGGUCGAUCCCCAGUCUCUACCCCUGCUCUUGACCGCAGAGGUCGAUCCUCAGUCUCUGCCUGAACUCUCUACCACGGGAGUCACUUCCCAGUCAUCCACGGUUCUUAGCCCCGAGCCUUCCACUGACUCUUCCCUUGAUCCUCCCAAGAUUCCGCCUUCCACGGCCUCGUUCCUCGAACCUUACAUGGCCUCAUCCCUCAAGCCCUCCACGGCCUCAUCCCUUGAUCCUCCCAUGACUCUGCCUUCCACGGCUUCGCCCCUCGAGCCCCUGACGGCUCCGCUUUCCACGGCUUCGCCCCUCGAGCCCCUCACAGCUCCACCUUCCACGGCUUCACCCCUCGAGCCCCUCACGGCUCCGCCUUCCAUGGCUUCGCCCCUCGAGCCCCUCACGGCUCCGCCUUCCACGGUUUCGCCCUCGAGCCUCUCACGGCUCCACCUUCCACGGAUUUGCCUCUCAAGCCUCUCACGGUUCCGCCUUCCACAGCUCCACCCCAUGAGUCUUCCACGGCUCCGCCUUAAAUAG